AUGUGUUUAGGAAUCCUUAUCAGCGAUGUCGAUAAAAUUUCACUCGAAGCAGUUUGUCUUGUGCUCUGUUCACAUGUUUGGUUGCAAAUUCCUUACAACUUUCAAAUAGAUAAGUGCCAAAGUUCAUUUGUAACUUGUGGGCGAAGUGAAGUGAACAAGAAGGAAAUUCUUUUUUUAGAUAUUCAAAUAAAAUUUCCACAAACUAAACCCCAAAUUUUUACGACCCUGUGCAGACAUAUUAAAGCGAUUGUAAAUUUUUGCAAACUAGAAAAUCAAGAGGAAUGGAAAACUUUGCCAACGAGACGUCGUCGACCCAACAUUAAAACUUCAACCAGAUUCUUAGUUAGAAAUGAUUUACGUCUCAUUCUCAUGUUACUUCACUUCGCUAGUUUUCGUUUCUAUAAUAGUAAAGAAAAGGAAAUUUGUGGAGAUUCUGUUAAUUAA
Messenger RNA from Clunio marinus, 444 nucleotides. Lineage: Eukaryota; Metazoa; Arthropoda; Insecta; Diptera; Chironomidae. The record is from the annotation of a GenBank genome assembly.